AUGACUCAGUCACUAAAGCAAAACACAAUCAAUUCCUUUCUGCUCUGGGAUGCAGUUUUAAGCCGUUUUUCUGGAGGAGGGGGAGGGUUUUCUUCGCUAACCUGGAAGAAGGAGAUAGCUAAGGAACGGUUGCCACGGAAACGGCAGCCCGGAUUGAUUGCGCUCCCCAAACGUCUGGUAGGGCAGCGCGAUGCAGGACGGGCUGCUGGAGGAUUCCUCCUGUUUGCCCCACCCCCAACCUUUCGUGAGCGGGGCUCGGCUGCGCUGCACGCCGGGAUAGCGGAGGAGGUCGGCGAGUCCUCCGACAUUAAGAUGGCGGCGGUGGCCUCCAAGCCCAAUUUCGCCGUUGUCUGCUCUUUCCUCGAGCGCUAUGGCGCCUCGCUGGAACUGCCCGAAUUCACCUUCCCCGAGCUGGAAGAAGCGCUGGAAAAUAAAAAAUCGGUUCCUCAACCAUUGGUUGAUCUUCAUUUGAAGUUGAUGAGGAAGAUUGGGAAGUCUGUCAGCUUCGAUCGAUGGGAAAAGUACCUUCUCAGGAUCUGCCUGGAAUACAACAAUACUUGGGCUUGGGAGAUGGAAAAAAUUGGAUACACUGAAAUGGAUGCCGAGUGCAAACUUGGUCUCUUGAAGUACCUUUGUGAAUGUCAGUUUGACGACAACUUAAAGUUCAAGAACGUGCUGAAUGAAGAGGAACCUGAUGCUAUGCGCAUUCAUCCCAUUGGCUGUGAUAAAGACGGCCUAAUGUACUGGUAUCAGCUCGACCAGGAACUAAAUGUUCGACUGUACACGGAGGAACAAGAUGAUCAAGAUGGCACUUCUUGGAAGCUCAUUGUAAGGGACCGCAACGAAUUGGCUGAAACCUUGCAGCUGCUGAAGGCCCAGAUAGAUCCAGCAUUACUGAGCAAAUUCAUCCAGGAAGGUGGGUCCUCUCGUACUAGUCCUACACCAGAAGACGAAGAGAGCAAGAAAGAACUUGAAGAGCACUUGGAAGAAGAAAUGAAACUAGACAAGGUGUUGGAAGAACAACAGAAAGAAUCAGAAUCAAUUGGAAAAUCAUUCCUUGCAUCUACUUCUCCAGUAGAAGACAAGAAAGUCCAGCUGGUCAAAAAGCAGGAAGACGACAAUGGGGGAAAUCUAGUGCAGAUGGUUAAGAUCGAGGAACCUGGGUCAGAAAAUAAUGCAAAAGCUGACGGUGCUAAACCAACCAAAGAGAACAGUGUUAACAAAAUGAGUGCUGAUGGGGAAAGCAAACCCUGCAAAGCAGAACUGAUGAAUCUGAAAAGCUCAGGUGAAAGGAAGGUUUACAGUGGUAAGUUGACAUCUGUAGAGUGUGAAAGGCUAGAAGUCAGCGUUAAGGUGGAGCCAGUUGAUGACAUCAAAGAGAAAUCCUCAGAAGAGCUCGAAAGGGCUCUGAGGAAUGUCAAGCAGGCAAAACUUCCUGUGAAAAAGCGCGAAAUCAAACUUGCCGAGGAUUAUGACAAGGGCCCCAUAAGCAAGCCUGUCACCCCUGUCAAAGAACUGUUGAAAGUAGAGGGAGAGCCUGUGAAGCAGGCACCCAUAGGGGAGGAUGGAAAACAACUAGUUAAUGGUGAGGUGACCACUGGACCUCAGGUGAACCAGCACAAAACUGGGGAGGGAAUCACAGAGGCUUCUGCUCCAGGGAAGACUGAGGAACCCAAGAGGAAACAGGAGACUGAAGCCAUGCACCCAGUGAAGGAGGAAGAAAAUGGGAUUGAUGGGCCAGGCACAAAAGGCUCGGAGCCGCCAAUAAGCAUUGCCACGGAGAAUCAUGGCAGUGUAAUAAAAGUUGAGGCUAACCAGAACUGUAUGACAAAGAGGAAAGGUGGGGACCCUGGCCUCCUAGAACUCGGGAAGUCUACUGAGGAAACAAAAUCUAAAUGUGAGGAUGAGGAUUCUUCAAAAUGCUCCGUGGACACCAAUCUCUCCGAAAGGAUGCUGCCUGACAAAAAGCAGGCAGAUUGUAUCAAAGGUGGGCAGGAGGAAUGCAAGAAAGUUUCAUUGAGAAGAACAAGGUCGUCCAUGAGACAACAGGCACCAGAGAAAGCAGUGGCAGAAGAAACACCACAGAAAGUAGAACAAGUAGAGGAGAAAAAGCCAGAGACAGAACAGGGUGAGGCCAGAUGUCUGAGGAGGUCGCAGCGAAUAUCCAAACCCACCAUAAAAGUGACUGAGAAUCAAGAGAAGAAAGCAAGCAAGAAGGAAGAAGUGCCUGCAUCCCUGAGUCCAAGAAAGGAGGAGAACCAGAGAAAACUGGACAAAGAUUCCUCUGUGUCAAGAGGAACAAAGCGUAAGGCGAAAGCCAGCAGAAGGGCUAAAUGGACCAAAUCAAAGGGCUGGCGUAGACAGGACGAAUCAAGUGAAGAGAGUGACAGCGACCAGGACGAUGACGAAUCUGAUGAAGCAGAAGAAGAAAGGCCAGCAGAAGACGAUGAGCCCUGUAAAAAAUGUGGCUUGUCCAAUCACCCUGAACUGAUUUUGUUGUGUGACUCCUGUGACAGUGGUUAUCACACUGCAUGUCUACGACCGCCAUUGAUGACGAUCCCAGAUGGCGAAUGGUUCUGUCCUCCUUGCCAACACAAAUUUCUGUGCGAGAAACUAGAAGAGCAGUUGCAGAAUAUCGAUGUGAUGAUUAAAAAGAGGGAAAGAGCUGAGAGAAGGAAAGAGAGGUUGGCGUUUGUGGGAAUAAAUGUUGAAAAUAUCAUCACCCCAAAAGAUUUAGUACCAGAAGAGCCAGAAAUUAAAGACUUCAAAUCCUUGGAAAGGCGAUCAGGGAGAACACGGAGAUCCAUCAAUUACAGGUUUGAUGAGUUUGAUGAUGCAAUCGAUGAAGCAAUACAUGAAGACAUACAGGAGGCAGAGGGCAAAGGUGCUGGAAGAGGAAAGGACAUGGCAAACAUCACUGGACAAUCCCAUGGGAAGGAUAUCUCCACUAUACUUGCAGAGUCGAAGGAAAAUAAGCGACCAUCGCGAGAAGCUGCUUGUAGACGCAAGAAAAGGCGAAGACUGAAUGACCUUGACAGUGACAGUACACCUGAAGAUGAAGAGAGUGAAGAGGAGUUCAGAAUAAGUGAAAGUAGCGAAGAAGAGUUUGAAAUCUCUGACCGAGAUAGCGAGGCAGAGCUUGCCUCCAAUGACGAAGAUGGUUUUGACUCCCCCCGCCGAGGAAGACAUCAGAAAUACACAGAACCAAUGAGGAGGAGUCGAAGGUUAAGAGGAAGAGCAGUUAAACGGUAUUCAGAUGAGGACGAAGAUGAGGAUGAAGAUGAACAAGAAGAGAGUGAUGGUUCCAGUUGUUACAGUGAUGUGCUGGACAUGAGGAGGAGGCGGUCGAAACGGAACCAGUCCAAAAAGGUCAAUUACAGAGAAGAUUCUGAGUCAGAGAGGUCCAUGAAAAGUAGUGUGAGUCGAAAGGAAAGACUUAGAGGGCACAAGCGUAGACUGUACAUCACCAUGAGUGAUGAGAGCUCUGGGAGCAAAAGUUCUGAGGAAGAGGAUGAUGAGCGGCCUCAGCGGAAGCGCCCGAACCGGAUCGAGGAUGAGGAGGAUGAAGACCAGCCUGCGCUGGUGAGCAGGCUGUCCUCCAGACCCUGUCGGGAUUGCAGCAAGAAGCCUGCAUACCGGCUGAUGAGUGACGAGGAGGAGGAGGACGAGGAGCUGCAGGAGGCCGAGAAGGACGCCAGCUCCUUGGACUGUAGCCUGGAGGAACUGCCCCCCUCCAAUGGACAGACCCUGAUCAGCAGAACCGGUGAGAAGAACCAAAUGGCCAAGGACACUACUGCUACUCCCAGCCCAGCACUGAAUGGCGCGUGUGAUGGGGAGUCAGGCAUGCCCUCGGGAGAGGGAACAGCUGAAGGAGGGGAGGAGGAUGAAGAUGACCUCUUGGGAGUAACUGACCUUGUAGAAUAUGUUUGUAAUAAUGAACAAGUAUAAAAACUCUUUUUACACUAGUUUAAAUAAUUUAUUCCAUAAGUAGCUGUACAUCAGGCCAGUUCUUGUGUCUAUUUUUGGGUUGUAUUCUCCCCCCCCCUACCCCCACAGCCUCACUACACCAGAGAGCAGAAUUCUCUUGCAUCCAUUUCAUCUUAUUCUGUUAUUUUGGCUUAUUCCCCCCACUCUCAUGAAGUGACCAAUUUUGAGGUAAUUAACACGGAAGGUUCCUUUAAAUUUUUUUUUGCCUUAGUUGCAUUUUUUUUCAGUCCUGUAUUAUUUCAGUUGUCCAUUACUUCACUGUGUGAGAUUCUUUUUAAGCAGAAAAAACUUUGACAACUAUCCCUGCUCAAACUUUUCCCUGAAGUGGGUGGGGUGGGUUGGGAAGGGGGUGGCUGUGGAAGGAAAUUUUUCCUCAUUCCAGAAAUAUUGUUUUGACCCUCUUAAUGUCUUUGUCUUUUUUAAGAAGAAAAUAUAUAUAUAUCUAUACAUAAAAGAAAGACUUUUUAAGUAUGUUGUGUAGCGUCCUGAUACCACUUAGUCCGUCACGUACUUGGAUUUGAACACCAGAUUUAAGCUACAGAUUAGCUAAAAGAGCACCAGUAGUCGCAUGUGCAGUGAGUACCUAGUAGGCAGUGGACAUUUUAUAAAACAAAACCUCAAAUCUACUGUGGUGUUUGCUAGAUCUCUUCUGUGCUCGUCGGCACUGCCGUUAAUUGCAAUGACACUGUGUCCUGGUGUAAUGACCAUAUAAUUGGCUGUCACUGUGUUGUAAAACCCCUGAUAUGCUCAAAUCGUUGCUUUUUAGAUUUAAUUUCUUUUUAUAUACAUAUAUAUACAUAUAUAUCUUCA
This is a messenger RNA of Mobula hypostoma (lesser devil ray), 4797 nucleotides long. RefSeq names its product remodeling and spacing factor 1a (gene rsf1a). NCBI's taxonomy places the organism in Eukaryota, Metazoa, Chordata, Chondrichthyes, Myliobatiformes, Myliobatidae. Gene Ontology annotation, molecular function: histone binding. Gene Ontology annotation, cellular component: chromatin; RSF complex. The record is from RefSeq and is a predicted model, not a curated record. Gene Ontology annotation, biological process: negative regulation of DNA-templated transcription.